This is a messenger RNA of Talaromyces atroroseus, 1032 nucleotides long. RefSeq lists its product as hypothetical. Gene Ontology annotation, cellular component: cytoplasm; nucleoplasm. Gene Ontology annotation, biological process: negative regulation of protein binding; negative regulation of SCF-dependent proteasomal ubiquitin-dependent catabolic process; protein dephosphorylation. The record is from RefSeq and is a predicted model, not a curated record. Lineage: Eukaryota; Fungi; Ascomycota; Eurotiomycetes; Eurotiales; Trichocomaceae. Gene Ontology annotation, molecular function: F-box domain binding; protein tyrosine/serine/threonine phosphatase activity. The coding region runs from base 1 to 1032 and encodes 343 amino acids. The transcript has a single exon.
AUGUCAGAUAUGGUGCAGCCCACUGCAGACGUACAGCGUAAUAAUGUGCUUUCUAAAACUCCCGCAGCACUAUAUGCUCCCGCUCAUGAUUAUCACGCAGCUGUCCCUAGCUAUUAUAUGAAGACACUGAUCCCCCCAUCGACACUGGGUGACAGAAAAAGCGACAAUCUCGUCAUUGAGCCGCCGAAAGACCACACUUUUGAAACUGGGGAGUUUGUUAACCAGGGUUUCUUCGACAAAGUUCACCAGUCGUGGUUCCUUCACAAAGCACCUCGUGCCGAAUGGACCUACUCCAUGCGCCGAGAAGCUCAGCAAGUCCUGCCUUUCUUGUACCUGGGGCCCGCUUCCGUGGCGCGGGAUAAGAAGUUUGUCAAGGAUGAAGGCAUCACUUUACUUUUGUCGAUUCGUGACAAGCGAGCGGCCAUUGUACGCUUGCUUUCGGGGACCAAGGUUGCCGAAGAAUUGGGGGUGCAGUCUGACUCGGUCGAUGUGGACAGUGACCAAGAACUCAUCGCCCUCUACCCCCAGGCUAUUCGCCGCAUAAAUCAGCACAUAUCAUCAGGAGCCUCGGCCGGCUCAGAUCUGCCACCGAGGGUGCUCGUCUUUUGUGAAUCAGGCAAUAGCCGAUCCGCUAGUGUGGUCAUUGCCUACUUAAUGAGCAUGCUAAAUAUGGAUAUGGCUGCUGCAAUGUGGGCUGUGCACCAUCGGCGUUUCUGCAUAGAUGUGGACGACUCUAUGCGGCUGCUUCUCCUGUCUUUUCAGUCCAUUCUCGAUGCAAAGCGCGAAGUUGCGGAAGCCCGCCGUCAAGAAUCGCAACAAGCGUCUUUAGCGGUGAAUCCGAUAUCUUGUCAUUCUCACGGCCAUGGGGGAUGUCACCUCACAAAGAAGAGGAGUUUUAUUGAAUAUGACGACGAUACCACGCUGGCUAUUGGACAUGCUAUGGAUUGUAUUGAGUCAGCGCAGACUCAUCUCGAAGGGGAUUCGGAGCAUCUGAGGCGAAAGCCGGCUCCAUUCAUCGAGCGCAGUCUUUAA